AGCGCCGGCCGUGUGCUUUGUGGUCAAUGCGUAUUUGCAUUUAAUAAGGAUCCGCUAGACAUUUUAUUUCCCGUAACAUUUGCCUCUAUUUAGACUUAAUUAUAAUGUGUGUUUGUGCUGGUUGGAGUGCGAGAACAUUAGCUGUCGAUUUUUUGAUUUCUUUUUGGCACGCCUUUAGCUAGAGCUUAAACUCAACGAUAUCGGUAUCCAGCGAUGACGUCAACUGGCGCUCCGCCUCAUCCGGCACAUGCACACAGAAUCACAAUCUUUGUGAUUCGUUGUAGAAUUUUAGCGGACGUUAAUUUUCAAGCUGCAGUGCGGAAUUUAACCCGUUUAGGCCUUCGCGGAUUGCACAAAAUCCCAUUCGAUUACCUUAUCUUCACUUGAUACAGCAAUAUCGUGACUGACUGAUUGUUAUCAUCUGCAUCCUUGCACCCGGCGCACAACGCCUCCAGUCGACAGUUGUAUCUUGGAGACCGGCCGAUGCCAGAAGCUGUGAUCGUUCUUCGUUAGUUUACCAACACCAAUUUGCAUAAUGAUGAGUUGGAAUACUAGUGAAACCAUUGCGGAUUUACUUCUCAAUCAAACUGAUUCGCCUGCAUCAUCGGUUGUGCGGGACAAAUGCGGCUGGAUCCCGGCAUAUGGCCGCGUGCAACAGCAUCCGCUGCGGCUGUUGGACAUUUACUCGUAUCCUUUCCUGCUUUUCCUCGCUACACUGGGCAAUAUCAUCAAUCUGAUGGUGUUGACCAAGGACAAGCCCUUUGCGUCAAAAAGUAUCUACUUAAUCGCGUUGGCAGCCAUGGACAUGCUGUAUAUGUGGUGCGCUCUUCUAUACUAUGUUACGGGCUUUGCCCGGGAGACGGAAAUCUUAAACAUUUAUUUGGAUUCACUGACGGUAAUUGGGGAACAAAUCUCUGGAGUAACCGGCUUCUUUCAAGAAAUCGUAAAUACAGCUUCAACAUGGCUGAUUAUUGCUUUCACCAUUGAGCGCUUUGCGGCAAUUAAAUUUCCGUUAUGGCAUUUGCGCCACUGUCACAGCCGGCGCGGGACACUCAUCCUGACCGCCAUCCUGACGCUGGCGGCAUUGUUCGCCGUCAAAUCCCUGGUGCGUCACUAUUGGUACUACCACCACUUCCUUCGCUACCAGCCGCCACCGGCACAAGUGCCACCCUAUCCCCCGCUCUUAGCCACGUGGUACAAUGGAUACCAAAUUGCAAGGAAUCUCAACCAAAUGACGGCCUUCCUAGUGAUUCUCGUCCUCAAUGGUUGGCUGGUGAUCUCCGUGGCUCGCCAGCAGCGCUUCCGCCGCGAGAGUCUGCACGCCGCGGAGAGUAACCGCUCGCACAUUGACUGGGGCGCACUGGGCAUGUUGACAGCCUGCGUCUCACUGUAUCUCAUCACGCAGACUCCAGCCUUUGUUAACCGCAUUCUAGAGCUAUUGCACCAUCACUGCAUCCGGGAGCGGUCCUAUGUCACGCGGACGAUUCUGGCGUAUUUGCAGAAUUUUCUCUUGAAUGUCAAUUAUUCCUCUAACUUCAUCGUGUAUUGCGGUACCAAUCCCAAAUUCCGCUUGGCGGUGCGGCGUUUGUUUGUGACCCCCGGCGUGGCUAUUCUUCGGAAGGCGUCGCAGGAUGUGACAAAGGUCACGGGAAGUACCCGCUUUUCCCGCGCUAAUUCCGAUAUACGCAGUUUGCUGAUGUUGCUGUAUAAAGAGAAGCACGUGGAUAUGGCCGGCAGUUCGUGAAAUAAACAUGUACAUUCUUGACCAAUAAGAUUUAUGAUGCUUUUCUGGGAGUUUCUGACAUUUCUGUUUAUAACAGUGAUGUAC
Molecule: messenger RNA, 1828 nt
Organism: Paramacrobiotus metropolitanus
Lineage: Eukaryota; Metazoa; Tardigrada; Eutardigrada; Parachela; Macrobiotidae
Product: probable G-protein coupled receptor 142
Exons: 4
Coding region: 536-1744 (402 amino acids)
Biological process (GO): G protein-coupled receptor signaling pathway
Cellular component (GO): plasma membrane
Molecular function (GO): G protein-coupled receptor activity
Source: RefSeq, a predicted model, not a curated record